AAUUGCCGGCAGAAAAACCCACGUGGCACCCUCCCCUUUUGUCUUCAUAUAUUCAAAAAUUCCCUUUUUUCUCUCCAGGCAAUACCUCUCCCUCUGUGGUUGUUUUGAUCUCAAGGAGAAGAAUGAAAGGCGAUCGCCGGAAAAUCUCCAUGCCGCCUGUUGAUGUUCGGAAAGAUCGAGAUGACGAUCUGCUUCUCUUUUUUGAGAUGCGUAGGUGUGAAAAGGAUCGAACGAUCAAUCUCCUUCAGCCAGUUUCCGAGGAGUUCGAGCCCAACUCCGGAAAUGGGAAUUAUCCUCUGUACAGAAUACCUUCAGCGAAGAAAGGAACUGGCAACGAUUUCCUUGACAUCCACGGCAAAAACGAUUAUGACUGGCUGAAAACACCACCAGCAACACCUCUAUUUCCGUCUCUAGAAAUGGAAGCAGCUGGAUCUGACUUAGUUAUUCAAAAAGAGAUCCCAAUACUCCAGCCUAUCAGACUUUCGCGGUUUUCAAGCAAGACGGAGCCAUCGAAAGAUUCAAAACCCAAUACCGAUACGAAAUCUCCGAAGCCGAAACCUUCAGUUUCCUCCAGAUCCAUAACACCGACAUCGAAAACCAGCGUUUCGGGGAAAAAUUCAUCAACCCCAAAGGGAAUUUCGGAUAAAACGGCAAAAUGGGGCUCGAAUCCCAACAAAGCAUCAAGCAUCUCUUCGAUCUCAGCAAAACCCACCAACCCAAAAGAGCUCACUCCCAAAACCGAUACGAACUCGCCGAAACAAAGAGCAAACGUGUCGGAUCCGAAACCGAGAAGCAGGGGCGUGUCGCCUAUGGUGAGAUCGAGAAUACCCGCUACGAUUCCUGGGUUCUCCGAUGAGACUCCUCCGAAUCUCAAGACAACAAUCUCAGACCGAUCAACGUCCGCUUCGCGGGGGCGGCCGGCGAAUUCAACGGCUGAUGUCAAACAGGAUAUCGGGAAGCAGAGGAGACAAUCGUGCUCUCCGAGCGUUACGAGAGGUAGAAAACCGGAAAUCGGGCAGGAGUCCAAAGGGAAGAUCGCAACGGGAAACGGGUCUUUGCUUUUGGGGAGUCGGAUGGUGGAGAAGGUGAUGAAUGCCAGGAAAUCGAACGGACCAGAUGAGAAAGAUCCUAAACCGAAAUAUCGGGUUUCGGGCAAUGAGAAUUCGGGUUUCGGGCGAAUGAUAUCGAAGGGUUCGUUGGAUAUGGCCCUCAAACACAUGGAAAUAAAAAGAAAUCCAAUUAAUUUUCAUCACUACAACACUAUCGGUGUAAGAAAGCCAUCAAGCAGUAACUCGAGUUUAAACCUGAGCCCACGGCGUACAGUUGAGGAAGACGAAAGCGAAAAUCUUGAGAGCUGGAGAGGUCGGAGAACAUAAAAGAAUUCCACCGAGAGGAGAAGGGAGGAUUGAAUGUGGCUUAUGUUGAUACAUGCUAUUUGUCUAUUGGAUCAGAACUAUCCUAUGAAGAGAAAUGUUUGGAUGAUUUACCCUUGGGCCACUCAUCUGGUCUAGUGUGGAUAAUGCCCUGGAGGCCU
Magnolia sinica is the source of this 1534-nucleotide messenger RNA. RefSeq lists its product as uncharacterized. The transcript is spliced from 5 exons. The record is from RefSeq and is a predicted model, not a curated record. Gene Ontology annotation, cellular component: cortical microtubule. Lineage: Eukaryota; Viridiplantae; Streptophyta; Magnoliopsida; Magnoliales; Magnoliaceae. Gene Ontology annotation, biological process: cortical microtubule organization. The coding region runs from base 123 to 1376 and encodes 417 amino acids.